Messenger RNA from Symbiodinium sp. CCMP2592, 1938 nucleotides. NCBI's taxonomy places the organism in Eukaryota, Dinophyceae, Suessiales, Symbiodiniaceae. The record is from the annotation of a GenBank genome assembly.
AUGCAUGUCGGGCAUGAGCUUUUCUUGUGGCUUCUGUGGGAAGCUGGCGCGCUGCCGCAUGCCGAAAGCCCACUCCGGGGACCCUGCAUGGCACCGUGGACGCUUGCAGGGUUGGGGCACUGCGAAGGCGACGUGCAUGCCGAUGUGCACUUCCAGCCUUUGCGAACGUGGUUUCCGGCUUCACUCACAACUUGCAUUCGCAGCUGUGAGGACGCUGGCCGCAGUUGUGCUUAUGCAUCUUUCAAAGAUGACAACCUUUUCAAUCGUGAGGAUGAGCGAACGGGUCUCUGCCUUCUUGCAGGCCACUGUCCUGUGCUUCGUGCCACGAGUUUUGGCGCUGCGACAUUCACUCGCAGAAAUGUUCUUCACACGCCGGAACACGGUGGCCCAAGACGUCCUGGGCGCGAUUGGGUGACCUUGGCUCCCGCAGAGCCUUACUGUUCGCCGCGCUGCUCCAGCACGAGGCUGUGUGCAACUUCAGAGACCGUGACCGUAGCAGAGACUUGCAACUCACUGAUGGAUGGUUUGUUCCGAUUGCAUAGUGUGGCCGAAACAUCAACAUUGCUAUCGCUGGAGAUUGUCACCAGUGACGAGCUGUUGUUAUGUGGGCGUGGUGGUGCAGUACAUGCGGCAGCCACCUGCCAAACCUCCUGGGAGCUUGUGUACGAUUUUCCUGCAGACGGAGAGACCGAAGAGAUUUGGCUGCCCUGUGCUCAACUGCGGUAUGCCGGGCGCUUCUUGGCCGUGAGUUUCGAUGGAAGCCUAGUGCUGCAAGAAACAAGCAGUUCCUGCUGGGCAGUAGGCUUCGAGCAGAGGCGCUUGAAGGAUCAGUUGCUGCAUCGCUUGCCUGAAGUCUAUGACGUCAACAUGCACGAUCACUGUGGGGAGGUGCCGAGCUUGUGGGUGCAGGCAUCACCAGCCUUUCACUACAUGCUGCAGGAAUUCCUUUCCACGCUGCAGCAUGCCGGCGACCCUGUCAGGGUCUGUGUCCAGUGGAUGCACGAUAUGAAAGAUGUGAGCAGACAAGGAUUCCAUAUGGUGCAAGGAGCCAGUUUUGUGGAUUUCCAGUUCCAGAAGUUGAUGCUGCAGAUCGAGUCUGAGUUGGUAGCCUCUUUAGCACCUGCAACACAGCAGACUGUGAUUUUCUCAGAUUUGGACGUGGUUGUUUUUGGAGGUUGGGUGAAUGCCCUGUUGGAGUGCGUCACUGGACAAAGCGCAGCAGAUGUUUGCUUCACACAGCGGGGAGGCUUUGGCACUAGCAAGCAGCAGCUCGUGAAUUCCGGGGUGUAUGCUGCACGCAUGGGAAAUGGAGCCAGUAUUGCGUGUCUGUUAGCUGUGGCGGCGAGACUCCAAAACCAGGACCUGGUUGGUGCCGUUCGGACUAAUCAACAAAUUCUGAAUUUCGUCCUUCGCGAUGUUGCGCGUGCUUUGAAGACAUCGAAAGCAACAAAGCCUUUGCAGUGGGGCAUCUACAACCCAUUGUUGGCAUUUUCAGGUUUCGCCGUAACAUCGACAGUUCUGGGGAUAAGACUGCAGCACGUUACCGGGUCCACGGUAUCCUCAAAGGACAAACUUCGCAUGAUGGACGCUGCAGUGCUCCUGCGCCAUGACCUGGAGCAACUCUGUCCUCUCUACACCGUCCGCGGGCGCGUCGCGUUUAUCGGUCCGCUUAGUAUUUACUGCUACCCGCUGCUGGCCGUCGACCCUCACUUCGGUCAUGUUGUGCAGCCGUUUAAGGUGCUUCAGGGCUUCGGAGGCGAGGACCUUGAACUCCUGAUGGAGGCGUUGCAGACGGCGAGCCGGUUCUGGUUCAAUCAGUGGUCAGUGCUCCUUGACCGUUUCAAUGGGGAAGGAGGGUAUCGACAUUAUCGGCAAGCACGACGGAACUCGUCGAGGUAUAUUUGUGCUCAAAUGUUUGGAAGGUCUUGCCAGCGUUGA